Paraphaeosphaeria sporulosa is the source of this 463-nucleotide messenger RNA. RefSeq lists its product as uncharacterized. Bases 160 to 426 code for a protein of 88 amino acids. The transcript has a single exon. Lineage: Eukaryota; Fungi; Ascomycota; Dothideomycetes; Pleosporales; Didymosphaeriaceae. The record is from RefSeq and is a predicted model, not a curated record.
GUGGCUCACGUAGUUCCUUCGGUCCCAAGAACCAAGGCGUGCUAUCUCGGCGCGGAUUAGGUCACCGGUCAGAACUGUGAUAAGCUUGCUCCUCCGGGUAUUUGCAUGCGAUGGGGGUCAUUUUGAGGGAAAAUUGUUGGCGAAGCGGAGGGGUUUCCAAUGUUUCCGAGGAGGGCGGAAUGCGUUAUUUUUCGGCUCCAUGGUUCGCGACGAUUGCUGCUGCCUCUGAAAAGUCGCUACUUUUCCAAUGGUGGCGUUACGUUGACGCUUAGAGGCAUGUUCAUCGUUCUUUUCUACUGUGUGUGUUGUUCCGAUACCCUUGCUCAGGGAAUAAUCCUUCGGGCGUCAUUGCAGAUCCGCGCUGCAGGGAUGAGUGCCCAGGCGCAUUCCAUUUGGAGACCCAAGCCUCGGCAAGUUGAAAGUUGAAAAUACACAUUUUACAUUCCCAAUUAUACAACGCCGU